Messenger RNA from Sphaeroforma arctica JP610, 1319 nucleotides. RefSeq lists its product as hypothetical. Gene Ontology annotation, cellular component: cytoplasm. The coding region runs from base 27 to 1145 and encodes 372 amino acids. The record is from RefSeq and is a predicted model, not a curated record. The transcript has 10 exons. Gene Ontology annotation, molecular function: magnesium ion binding; 5'-nucleotidase activity. Lineage: Eukaryota; Ichthyosporea; Ichthyophonida.
GUAUUUUAUUAACGGACUAUUCUUGCAUGCAACAACGUGUAUAUUCCACAUUGAUGUUUGCAUCUUCAAGGACAGCCAAGACUUUAGUUAGACACCUCAGCAAUCUGCACAGUACGCUCCCUAUCUUUCAAUCGCGUUCAAUAGACAGGAAUCACUACAUCAGCUUACUACAACACCCUCAACCCCAAUUACCGCGCCACAGUGUAUCAGUAAGGAAGUUAAAUACAAGUAGUCGGUGCGUGACAAUGGUACUGGAAAGAAUACGUGAUCUGCCAGGGGUGUUCAUGAAGGACCCCGAGGCAGUAAUUGAGAAGCUAGAGAAAAUUAGAGAUGGCGGACACGAUAACUUGCAGAUAGUCACUGAUUUCGAUCAGACUCUGACAGCCUACUUUAUGCCGGACGGAACACGUGUAAGUUCAUCUCAUGGUCUUAUUGAACGAAGCAAAUUCCUCGUACCAGAUUUGGCGGCGAGGCUUAACAAGCUAUUCACCACGUACUACCCCAUAGAGGUAGAUCAGAAUGUAACAUACGAGGACAAACUAGCCCACAUGGAAUACUGGUGGAACAAAACCAACGAGGCGUUCAUAGAGGCAAAAUUCGAUAGGAAACAUAUCCCGGAAAUUGUCGCCAAUGGUAGUAGCAGAUUCAGAGAUGGGUUUGACAGUUUUUUGCAAAAAACUAAAGAAUUAGAUGUACCCUGUUGUAUCCUUUCAGCUGGGUUGGCAGACGUUAUACGAGGAGUCCUGGAGAGUCACUUGAAUGGUGGUUUGGCCAAGUAUCCCAACGUACAUAUCAUUUCCAAUCUAAUGGAAUUUGACGAUAACGGUAUUUGUAUUGGCUUCAUAGGAGAGGUAAUACAUGUGCUCAACAAGAAAGAAGUGACUAUCGCAGGCACCGAGUUCGGCAAACAAGCCCUGAAACGACACAACCUAAUUCUCAUGGGUGAUUCUCUAGGCGAUGUGCAGAUGUCUGAUGGUAUUGAGCAUUCCAAUAUCAUCAAAAUCGGAUAUCUCAACAUUAAGGAGGAGCGCAAAGAAAAGUUUUUGGAGGAAUUUGACAUAGUAAUUCUGAACGACGGCGAUAUGACUGUGCCUAAUUAUGUACUAGAACUCGCUAGUUCUGGAUGGAGAACGUCCAAGGCAUGAUAGUCGAUUGUGGUAUAGAAUGAAUAAUGGUUGGAUCUUUUUGUCUGCUUACAAUGGUUAUGCAUAGAAAAGAUCUCUCCUGGUCUCACUCCCCGCUGGUUUUGUGGAUUCGAGCGAGUUUACUGCUGUAUUGAAAAGUGGAUUUGAGCAUUAAAAGAUGUAUCUAUAUCACAA